Messenger RNA from Strigops habroptila (Kakapo), 4396 nucleotides. RefSeq names its product ADAM metallopeptidase domain 11 (gene ADAM11). NCBI's taxonomy places the organism in Eukaryota, Metazoa, Chordata, Aves, Psittaciformes, Psittacidae. Gene Ontology annotation, molecular function: metalloendopeptidase activity. Bases 118 to 2412 code for a protein of 764 amino acids. Gene Ontology annotation, biological process: proteolysis. The record is from RefSeq and is a predicted model, not a curated record. The transcript is spliced from 26 exons.
CUCCCGGGCCCGGUGGCCGCUCCCUGCCCGGCCCGGGGCGGGGGGACGGGCGGGACGGGCAGGACGGACCCCGGCUCCGCGGGCCCGGUGCGGCCGCGCUCGGAUUAUGAAGGAGCCAUGAGCCCGCUGCGGGGCUGGCUGCUCGCCGUGCUCCUCUCGGUCGCCCCGCGGGCAGGUCCCGCCACGCAGGCCGGCUCGCUGCAGCGGAGGCUCACCCGGGCCGGAUGGCAGGACGGGAGGGUCAUUUCCCAAAUCACCCACCCCAGCAGGCUGGUGGGGCACAGCUCGGGAGGAGAAGUCCAGAAGCAUCAGCUGGACACCAGGGUCAGGAAUGAGCCUGGAGGAGGAGGCCCUGGGCUGCAUCUGGCACGGGUGAGCUUCGUGGUGCAUGCCUUCGGCUCAGCCUUCACCCUUGACCUCCAGUUGAACCACCACCUCCUUGCCUCCCACUACGUGGAGCGGCACGUUGGUGUGGGCAGCAACGGCAGCCACAGCACGGGCGCAGGGGAGCACUGCUACUACCAGGGCCGGCUCCGGGGGCAGCCCCGCUCCUUUGCAGCUCUCUCCAGCUGCCAGGGCCUGAGUGGGGUCUUCUCGGACGGCCGAGCCACCUUCCUGAUCGAGCCCCAGGCGGGCGUCGAGCACAGGCAGGGCCUUCGACCGCACGUGGUCCAGCGCCUCCCCAACUGCUCCCAACCGGGCUGCCUCUUCCCUGUGUGGAACCAGCGCGUUGCAGGGGGGUUACCAAAGAUGCGGCGGCGGCGGCAGGUCCGCCGAGCCCAGCACACGGUUCACAGCGAGACCAAGUACAUCGAGCUGGCAGUGGUGAAUGACCAUCAGCUGUUCUUGCAGCUCCGCAAGUCCGUGGUUCUCACCAGCAACUUUGCCAAGUCCGUGGUCAACCUGGCUGACAUGAUCUACAAGGAGCAGCUCAACACCCGCAUCGUGCUGGUGGCCAUGGAGACGUGGGCCUCGGAGGACCGGAUCCGGAUGGGGGAAGACUCCUUGGAGACGCUGACCGAGUUUGUGAAGUACCGGCGCGAGGGGCCGGCGGAGCACAGCGACACCGUCCACCUCUUCUCGGGCCGGACGUUCCAGAGCAGCCGCAGCGGCACCGCUUUUGUGGGGGGCAUCUGCUCCCCGGCCCGUGCCGGGGGUGUCAAUGAGUACGGCAAUGUGGCGGCCAUGGCGGUGACGCUGGCGCAGACGCUGGGGCAGAAUGUGGGCAUGAUGUGGAACAAGCACCGCACGGCUGCAGGGGACUGCCGGUGUCCGGACUCGUGGCUGGGCUGUAUCAUGGAGGACACAGGGUACUACCUCCCGCGGAAGUUCUCCCGCUGCAGCAUCGAUGAGUACAACCAGUUCCUGCAGGACGGUGGCGGGAGCUGCCUCUUCAACAAGCCCCUGAAGCUCCUGGACCCCCCAGAGUGUGGCAAUGGCUUCGUGGAGGCAGGCGAGGAGUGUGACUGCGGCUCGCUGGCGGAGUGCGCCAAGAGCGGGGGGAACUGCUGCAAGAAGUGCACGCUGACCCACGAUGCCAUGUGCAGCGAUGGGCUCUGCUGCAAGGGCUGCAAGUACGAGCCACGUGGAGUGUCCUGCCGGGAGGCUGUGAAUGAGUGUGACAUCCCCGAGACCUGCACCGGGGACUCCAGCCAGUGUCCCCCCAACCUCCACAAGCUGGAUGGCUACUUCUGUGAGAACGAGCAGGGACGAUGCUAUGGAGGGCGCUGCAAAACCAGAGACCGGCAGUGCAACGCGCUGUGGGGCCGCGGCUCAGCCGAGCGCUUCUGCUACGAGAAGCUCAACGUGGAGGGGACCGAGAGGGGCAACUGCGGGCACGAGGGCCUGGGCUGGCUGCAGUGCAACAAGCAGGACGUCCUCUGCGGCUUCCUCCUCUGCGCCAACAUCUCGGGUGCUCCCCGGCUUGGGGAGCUCAGCGGCGAGAUCGCCACCACCACCUUCUUCCACCAAAACCGCUACGUGGACUGCAGGGGAGGCCACGUGCAGCUGGUGGAUGGCUCAGACCUCAGCUACGUGGAGGACGGGACGCCCUGCGGGCCCGGCAUGCUGUGUCUCGACCGCAAAUGCCUUCCAGCCACAGCCUUUAACUUCAGCUCCUGCCCCGGUAGUUGGGAUGGGAAGAUCUGCUACGACCACGGGGUCUGCAGCAAUGAGGGCAAGUGCAUCUGCCGGGCGGAGUGGACGGGGAAGGACUGCAGCGUCUACGACCCCAUCCCCGAGCCGAAGCCGACGGGGGAGACGGAGCGCUACAAGGGUCCCAGUGGCACCAAUAUCAUUAUCGGCUCCAUCGCGGGGGCCGUGCUGGUGGCUGCCAUCGUCCUAGGGGGGACAGGCUGGGGAUUUAAGAACAUCCGCCGAGGAAGGUACGACCCGGCGCAGCAGGGAGUGUAACCGUGCCCCCCCCUCGUCUCCUCCUCGUCACCGUCACUGUCACCGUCACCUGACGGUGUGGGAGCCCCCCCGGCCAGGCCCGUCUGUCCGUGUCGCUGUGUGUCCGGCCGUGCUGUCUCCAUCUCUGUGCCCCCCGCAGCUGAAAAGAGACAGGGGUUGAUGGAGGCGCUGGGGGGGGGACACUGGCAGCAGCCGCCCCCCCUCCCCUCCCCCCAGUUGCUGGCUCUUUUCAGCUCAGUGUUCCCCCAUGUGUCCCCCCCAUGUCACAGCCCCACACUAAACGCACCCCCACUUCUGUGUUGCAGGUCCGGGGGGGCCUGAGCAGAACGGCUCUGCCCUGCUCCCCCCCCCCCAGCGCCUCAUUAACAGCAAUUAAACGGGGAGCCCAAGGAGGAGAGCGGGGGGGGGACACCCAGGACCACCCCCCCGACCCCCACCGCACCACCACGAAUGUACUGGCCCCCCCCCGGGCUGGUGGCACCGGGAUGAAUGUACCUGCAGGGGCAACCGGGGGCCUCCCCCGCCCCACACUCCCCUCCUCUGCCCCCCAUCAGCAGCUUCCUGGGGCCAGUGCCCCCCAGUACCAGUGUACCGGGGCCUGGAAGUUGUGUCCCCCCGACCCCAGAUGUCAGGUCUGGGUCUAUGGGGGCCGGGACUGCACCCCCAGAUGUGCAAGUGUGUCCCCAUGUGGGGAUGGUCCCCCCACUGUCAUGGCUGCACCCACCCAGCCAUUGGACCCCAAUGUUCCCAGCGGCGGGGACGAGCACCCAUGGGUGCAAGGGUCUCCCUCUAUGGCAGGGACCCCCCUCCAUGUCCCCAGUUCAGGCAGGUGAACCCCAAACUGGUGGCACUGGGGCUGGAGGGAGGGUAGGUGACAGCAAAGGUGGGGAGCUGGAUUAUGGGGUGAGCCCCAGGCUGGUGGCACAUGGGGGUCCUCAGUGACCCCCUGGGAGGUGGGUGGGAUGUGUCACCCCAUCCCCAUGGCACACGUCACCCUGCAUGGGGUGGCUCUAUAGGGCCACCCAACCCACAGCACCACAGAGCACCAGGGGCCCACACUGGUCCCUUCAACCACUGGUGACACUCAGCACUGGGGGGGGACACCUCUGGUGACACUAAGUGUGUGUGUAUGUGUGGGGACACGCGUGGUUACACUCAGCAGGGGGAUAACGGGGACAACACCCCAUGCCCAUAGCAGUGGGGGUGUCCCCUCUGUGUCCUCCCUUGGCCAGUGUCCCUGCCUGUCACCGGGCCCUUUGCCACGAAGGCAGGGGGUGACCAAGGGUGUCCCCAAGCCCAGCCAUGGCCGAGGCACAUGGUGGCCGCAGUGCUGUGUGACAGCCCAGCUCAGCACCCAUGGGUGCCUUGGCUGUGGUGGCACCAGACACGAAACAGGAUGUUGGGAGGCGACAGUGGGACAAAAUAGCUGGAUGUGCCCAGGCUUGGCUUUGGUGGUGGCUCCUCAUGUGAUGGGCUGGGGGGACAUAGGGACAUGGGCACAGGGUGAGGGGAACUGAAGCAACCCCCAUCUCUAUCACCGUCACCACAGUGGCCCCACUAUCAUGGCCACAGCGCCAGGGUGGGCCCCGGGGCGAGGGGACGCCUCUAUUUCAGUUGUCACUGGGUUUGGGGACAUUAAUAUAUAUAUAUAUAAAAAUACGGGGUUUUUCUUAAUGAUUUUAAUGCUGUGAGGUGGAGCGGUGCCACCGCGGAGGCGCCAGCGGCUGGGACGGGGGGUUCACCCGGUGCUUCCAGAGCCAAGAGAGCAAAACACCCCCCUCAAGCCCCCCCAUUCCCGGCAGGGGCCACGCACAGUGGGGUGGUGACACCCCCCCACCCCAGCACCCACAUCCCAUCCCGAGCUCCUGCUUUGCACGUGCUGCGGAGCCGGAGCCGCCGCGUGUUCCUGGCGCGGUGCCCGGCUCCGGCCCCAGCAGCCUCCUGCGAUGCCACAACUUAUUUACAAUAAAGGUUUGGAAAAGGA